AUGAGCCAUCGCGACCAGCAGCAAGAGCGCCAAGUUGACCAUGCCAACGACAUAACCGAGAUCGAGGCCCCCGUCGAGCGCAUAGUCGUAAAGCCCAAGGGGACCAGCACAACCCCCGAACCAUCAACUCCCGGCUCAAGCAUUCAUGGCAGACUCCACGGCACUCCCGAGGUCAUCGACGAUGGAGGGGUCGUACACCAGUAUGAAGAAAGAGAAGGGUCGAGAAAGGGCAGGUUCGCAUACUUGAGAACAAGAGAUUUCUGGAUUGUGCUCUUGCUCACCCAGAUCAUUGCCCUGGCACAGACGGGAACAAAUACCUUGACCUCCUUGAUCAAUGCUCGAGGCACGAGUAUCCCGGCUUUCCAGACCUUCUUCAACUACGUCCUGCUGAAUGUGGUAUACACCUCCUUCACCCUGUACAGAUACGGUUUUGCCAAAUGGACCAAGAUGCUUGUCAAGGACUCGUGGCGAUAUUUCAUACUCGCUUUCUUGGAUGUCGAAGGCAACUACUUCAUUGUCCUGGCCUACAAGUACACCAACCUCUUAUCUGCACAGCUUUUCAGCUUCUGGACCGUCGUCGUAGUCGUAGUGAUUUCACUUGUUCUUCUGAAAGUGCGCUAUCACCUCGCACAGUACGGAGGCAUCGUACUCGCAUGCGGAGGCUUCGCACUGCUCAUCGCCAGUGACUAUCUGACUGGCUCCAAUUCGUACGCUCCCACAAACGCUCUGAAGGGCGAUCUCUUUUGUCUGUUGGCUCAAACUUUGUACGGCUUCAGCAACACGUUUGAGGAAUUCUUGGUUUCGAAAAAGCCAAUGUACGAGGUCAUAGGGCAACUGGCCUUCUGGGGCAUGUUCAUCAACGGCGUACAGGCUGCCAUCUUUGAUCGUGAAUCUAUCAGAGACGCGCACUGGGAUGGACAAAUCAUCGGAUAUAUUGUUGGUUACACUCUUCUUCUCUUCAUCUUCUACUCUCUGGCACCUAUCGUGUUCCGCAUGAGCAGCGCUGCUUUCUUCAACAUCGGCUUGUUGACUGGCACUUUCUGGGGCAUUGUCGUUGGUACUCAAGUUCUGGGCUACCACAUCCACUACCUUUACCCCAUCGCCUUCGUCCUUAUCAUCCUCGGUCACUUCGUCUACUACGGCACUGAAGGUGUGUUGGGAGAAGCCAAGAAGCCGUGGCUUGGUGAGAACCAGGAACUGGGUGAAAGUGGCAUCGGUACGGCCAGACGCAGGGCUGAGCACCCCAACGCCAUUGUCUGA
Messenger RNA from Aureobasidium pullulans EXF-150, 1260 nucleotides. Its product is annotated as DUF914-domain-containing protein. NCBI's taxonomy places the organism in Eukaryota, Fungi, Ascomycota, Dothideomycetes, Dothideales, Saccotheciaceae. The transcript has a single exon. Gene Ontology annotation, molecular function: transmembrane transporter activity. Gene Ontology annotation, cellular component: membrane. The record is from RefSeq and is a predicted model, not a curated record. Bases 1 to 1260 code for a protein of 419 amino acids. Gene Ontology annotation, biological process: transmembrane transport.